Molecule: messenger RNA, 758 nt
Organism: Tuber aestivum (summer truffle)
Lineage: Eukaryota; Fungi; Ascomycota; Pezizomycetes; Pezizales; Tuberaceae
Source: the annotation of a GenBank genome assembly
ACUCACCCAACGCCCAAAAACUUGGUUGCGAACCUCACCAAGCACACGAGCUUCCGGUACCGUGGUCGGAGUAUCGGGACCAUACGGCACUCGCUGGCUCGGCUGUCAAACUGUGUCCGUAGUGCAACUGACCCAGCGAGCAAGCAAACUCAAAGACCGUAGCGAUUCCUUCUCGAAGUCUACGAGUGUGAUACGGUACCGGUAGCUUAGCAUUUGCACGUCGCUCGCUCUCUAAUAUUCACCGGUGCAGAUACCCAUUCCCAUCCCUCCCGAGUGUCAAAAGGAUCCCCUCCGCCUCUUUCUCUCCCUCUAUCUCCCCGCUCCGCCGCCCAAUACUGGUAAUCGUGCCGUGCCAUGUCAUAUUGUACUCGAGUACAUAGGGCUGGCUCGCCUUGGUAUGGUGGGUUCACGCUUCGCUCGACUUCGCUUUCUCACCUGGACGUGACGAUUCGUGCGCUGCGUUGCGUUCUUCCCGCUUCGCUUGCCUGGCCCCGCAACUUACGAGUACCGGACAGCACGAAUAGUAUUGUUUUUUUUUUGUUCGUUUUCCUUCUUUCAUUGUUGUACUUGUAUUGUUGUUGAACUAUCGUAGUGCUGUGCGUGUAACGUGGACCUGGAUACGGUACGGAUGUUGCCGGCCAUCGUGUCAUGCAAGCGUGUCCGAGCGAGUGAGCAAAGGGCUCAUAUGGAGAAGAGGGUGGGAAGGCAUUUUUUGGUGUGCUGGUGGGGGCGGACGGUCCGGUACAGUAGGGUACCGU